AUAAAUAAAAAACAUGUUCCUGUUCACACUUCAUUUCGCUCUAUCAUCUCUCAUUCCAUCAUCUUCCUCUCUCUCUCUUUUACAUGAUGAGCAAUUCCAAUUUGAAUCCUAUGGACAUUCCAGAAAUUAUUUCGCGUGUUGGCGACUUCCUAGAACAAGGUGAUCUCUUACGCUGUAUUCUUGUCUCCAGGACUUUCCACAAUACACUUGCUGGCUCUAAAUCCAUUUGCAAAAGGAUUGAGAUUGGAGAUGCCUAUUCAAGAUAUAGAAAGUAUCCUACUGGUGCAGCACUGCAGAGCUACAAGGAAAAUAUUGAGGAGCUUCUAUUCUAUUACAAGUUUCCAAAGGAGUACAUGUCGUUGCAAGGCUGUGUUCGCCUCCAAUCCAUCAAAUGUCAAAGCCAGAGUUUGUUUAAUCUGAGUGAGCUUUCUAGCUUGAUUAUGUCCCACAGUUCCACAAUCACCAAAUUUGAGCUCAGUACACAGGAUAAUCCAACUUUGCGAGAGAUAUGGACAGCAUUACUGGGAUGCACGCAUCUAGAAGUGUUAACCAUUUCUAGUACCCAGAUGUGUAAUGACGGGGUCGAUCUAUUCUUUCAAGUCUGCAAGAGAGUUAGGUGCUUGGAAAUGUCUUAUGUAGAUAUCAAUCGACUACCCCCCAACUUCUUGAACGACGGCACAGAUGAAUUCAUUUUCCCAAAUAUGACCACAUUACAUCUUCGCGAUGUCCGGAUAUCCACGCCUCCAACCUUUUAUUCAUCAUCUUAUUGUCUCGGCAUAUUGGCUAAGAGAUGUCCAAAGCUACGCUCAUUAAAGUUCGAUGAAUACGCACGUGGCGGUAUUUUAUAUAGAACAGGCGCCUGUGCUUUCUAUAAGGCGGUAUUCGUUGAUCAUCCCUUCACACUGACAAGUCUAUCAGACCUGUAUAUGGGAUCCUUCGGAAUAAAAGACGAGGACAUGGCAGCACUUCUCAGAAAGAUGACUGAACUAAGACGGCUAGAUAUCCCAGAUUGUGAAUUCGGUCCACUCUCUAUGCAAGAAUUACUAGCAGACGAGCAGGAGGUUCUGGAUGGUGGACACAUAGUACGGAAGAGAAGGGAUCGGAGGCUCUGCGACACAGUUGAAAUACUGAUAUUCCAAAGGCAAGGUGAAACGCCUGCCGGUGUUGGUCAAGCGAUCUUAUCCAAUUGUCCACGUCUGAAGGAAUUGGCGGGGCCCAAAGUGAAAGUGACAGAAAUUGUUGAUGGUGAAGAAUGGGUUAGCACUGAUCUCACCUACUUAGUCAUCCGGCUUGAAGCUGACGUUGACAAGGAGACUGCAGAAGGAAUGCAGAAGCAGCGCAUUGUAUUUAAGCAACUAGCUAAGAUGACUAAACUACGUGUCCUUUAUUUGACGAAUUACAACUCAGUAGCGCAAUACCGGACGCUGGACUUGAGGUUGAGAGCAGGUCUGGAUGAACUGGCCAACCUGAAGCGCCUACACUUGUUAUCGUUCAACCGUGAUAUGUGUCAGCAGAUGCAAUCAGAGGAUGUGACAUGGAUUAUAAACAAUUGGCCGAAGAUCAAACGUUUGGAUGGUGUUGUAAACUACAAGAGCAAUGCAAUGGCUAGCUUAUUUGUAGCACAUAACAUUUCAGCAGGGUUCAAUUAUGAUUUAUGAUUGGGGCUAAAGAAAAGAAAUAAAA
Molecule: messenger RNA, 1683 nt
Organism: Lobosporangium transversale
Lineage: Eukaryota; Fungi; Mortierellomycota; Mortierellomycetes; Mortierellales; Mortierellaceae
Exons: 1
Coding region: 84-1658 (524 amino acids)
Biological process (GO): SCF-dependent proteasomal ubiquitin-dependent protein catabolic process
Cellular component (GO): SCF ubiquitin ligase complex
Source: RefSeq, a predicted model, not a curated record